GAAGAGGCUGGCAGAGAGGAGGAGAGUACAAGAGAGGAUGCUGGAUGCUGACACAGGGCUGCUGUCGUAACACUUUGUGACACACUGAAGCAUCCUGACAGAAAAAAAGAACAACACCACAUCUGUUUGAGAACCUCAGAAUUGGGUGGACGAUGAACAUGUCUAGGGGCCCCCCAGGGGAGGAGCUCACCGAUGAGGAAAAGGAGAUCAUCAACAGUGUACUGGCUCGUGCUGCCAUGAUGGAGUCCAUGGAACAACAGAGGAUUGAGCGUCUUUCCACUCGCCUGGAUAAUAUCAAGAAGACAGCGUGUGGUGACGGGCAGUCACACUGUCUGUUGUGCGGGGCAUCCUUUGGACCACAGGGGGUCACGGCCGUCCUCUGUGUGCAGUGCAACAAACGUAUGUGUAGCAAAUGUGGGAUUUGGAGCAACAGCAGGGCAUGUCCUGUGUGGCUGUGCAGGAUCUGCAAUGAACACCAAGAGGUACAGAAACGCUCAGGAGCUUGGUUCUUCAAGGGAAGAGAGCAGCAGGUCCUGCCCGCACCCCUCCCACUGACCAGACCUCAACAGUCCAGCACUGAGGGCAGAUCUGCUCCUUCAGACCACGUUAGACCACGAGAACCCACUACACAACAUCAGGACUCUGUUGUCUCCUCAGAGCUCGGUGCUGAGCCACAGCCACAACAGUCCUGUGGAUCAGAACAAUGGGAGCAGACAGCAAGAACAACAGCUGACAGCAGUAAUGAGGGUCAGGCCCAUCCAGCGACUGUAAUGAAGACGGAGAGACAUGUGUUAGCCUCCAAACCGCCCAGGGCAAAUGUACAGCAGCCUGCCGCCAGCUCAGCUCCUGUUGUGGACGUGGAAAGCAAAUUGUCAAAGAAGGAAGACACGGUGUCUCCUCCAGCUGUGGAGGAAAAACGGCAACCGUUGGUGGCCAGCUCCAUUUCAUCAUAUACCCCUGUAACAAGAAUUAAUCCACCUGUUAAUCCACCCGUCAACAACCCUCCACCCCAACGACCCCCGCCAGAUCGAACAGAGGUGGAGGACGAGGACUACGACUCUGAUGACGCCACCACUCUGGGAUCUCUGGAGUUCAGUCUCCUUUAUGAACAGGAGAACCACACUCUGCACUGUUGUAUCGUCAAAGCUAAGGGUUUGAAACCGAUGGACUCAAAUGGACUUGCUGACCCGUAUGUUAAGCUGCACCUGUUACCUGGAGCCAGUAAGUCUAACAAGCUUCGCACCAAGACACUGAAAAACACCUUGAAUCCUGUGUGGAACGAGACAUUGGUCUACCACGGCAUCACUGAUGAGGAAAUGUCACGCAAAACUCUGCGGCUUUCAGUGAGUGAUGAGGACAAGUUUGGACACAAUGAAUUCAUAGGAGAAACACGGGUUCCACUGAAGAAACUAAAAUUUGACCAGAAGAAGAACUUCAGUGUUUGUUUAGAGCGAGUGAUCCCGGUGAAGAAGGCUGUCGGAGGUUCAGCUCGCGGCAUGGCGCUCUACGAGGAUGACUUGAAUGAAAGUGAAGAUACGGAGGAGAGAGGGCGUAUCCUGGUAUCGCUGAUGUACAACAGUCAGCAGAGUCGUCUGAUCGUGGGCGUGGUCCGCUGUGCUCAUCUGGCCGCCAUGGACUCCAAUGGCUACUCUGACCCAUUCGUCAAAGUAUGUCUGAAGCCAGAUAUGGGAAAGAAAGCUAAAAACAAGACUCAGAUAAAAAAGAAGACUCUUAAUCCAGAGUUUAACGAGGAGUUCAGUUAUGAAAUAAAGCAUGCAGAACUAGCCAAGAAAACUCUGGACAUCUCAGUGUGGGACUAUGACAUGGGCAAAUCUAAUGACUUUAUUGGGGGAUGCCAGUUAGGUAUCCAGGCUAAAGGUGAAUGUUUGAAGCAGUGGUACGAAUGCCUGAAGAACAAAGACAAGAAGAUUGAGCGCUGGCAUGUUCUGCUGAAUGACAACAGUGUUCAGUUUGAUGAUUGAAAAGUUUCCCUCAAUUACAUGUAUGUGUUUUUUUCUUCCUCAGUCUCCCUGUGCAGAGUAUUGUCCUCCUGUGGAAAGGGGUUUAAGGAUAUUUCCCUUUAUGUUAAUGUAUGUAGUUGUUAAGUUCAGUGAAGUUUUGGCCCACGUGGAGGUCUUCUUCAUGUCACAAAUCAGAACUAAAAAGCUGUUAUAAAAUAUCAGAAAUCGCAUCAUAUAGUUAACCAAGCGUACUUUUCAUGCAGCGAUGACUGAAUGGAGCUGUUAUCAUACUACAUGAAGCAGAUAAAACUCUUGUUAUCAUUGUAAGAUGGUAUGUUGUAAUGAAGUGUGCCUCCAAGCUCAGACCCAACAGAGGGAAUUCUGUCUCUGACCUCUUUUCUCAUGUUGAUCUGUGCUCCUGUCAUACGAGAUUAUGUCAGCUGAUCUACGUGACGACAUUGUUCUAGUGCUUGCAUCACCGAGACAUUAAUUUCACUUGUGUUAUUAUUGUGCAUUUAUUGUGCAUCCUGAAUAUGUUAAAUAUUUAAUGGGACAAUUAAUGCUGUUUUGUUACCAGAAUAAUGUGAAUAAUAGCAUUCUUUUGUUGUUAAUGUGCAAUGCAUUGCUUUUGAGAUCAUGAAACGUACAUAUUCAUCAUUAUCAUUAUCAUCAUCAUUAUCAUCACUACCUUCUCCUGUGCAUGUGUGAGCUCUAGGACUCUCUGCUGGAGAAGUGCCCAAAAUGCUUCUGCAUGAUAUUUAAUUAAAACAAAUUCAACAUCCAUUGUUAUAGAAAAUCUAUAUAAUCUGUUUGAUCAGCAGGCGGUUAUUCAGUGUGCACCAGUGAUUUCACUACAUACUCAGCAUUCCUCUCUCUGUAAACAAAUCAAUGCAUGUCUUCUUUCAGACUCAUGUUGUACACUUGGUAAAUAAAUAAACCAAUAAACACACCA
Messenger RNA from Sphaeramia orbicularis (orbiculate cardinalfish), 2913 nucleotides. RefSeq names its product rabphilin 3A homolog (mouse), a (gene rph3aa). Gene Ontology annotation, molecular function: small GTPase binding. The transcript is spliced from 16 exons. Lineage: Eukaryota; Metazoa; Chordata; Actinopteri; Kurtiformes; Apogonidae. Gene Ontology annotation, cellular component: synapse; extrinsic component of synaptic vesicle membrane; neuron projection. The coding region runs from base 153 to 1982 and encodes 609 amino acids. The record is from RefSeq and is a predicted model, not a curated record. Gene Ontology annotation, biological process: regulation of calcium ion-dependent exocytosis; spontaneous neurotransmitter secretion; exocytosis.